Amoebophrya sp. A120 is the source of this 9520-nucleotide messenger RNA. The record is from the annotation of a GenBank genome assembly. Lineage: Eukaryota; Dinophyceae; Syndiniales; Amoebophryaceae.
AGUCAUUUAGCGACACGCUCGACCCUUUAUGUUGAGAUGGAUUUCUAUAUAUACAACCCUUAAGGCUUUAUUUCCCAUAUUUGUUGUCAUUCUUCUAGCGCCACUGACCCAUAUCGAUAUUUUUUUCUGACGCGACUCUUUGUGUUUCUGUCCUGUGAACUGUUAAAUUUUGCAGCGUAAUGUAAAAAAAACAAAGCGCAUGUUCGAUAAAACGUAACAAAUUCGCCGACCAGUCGGCCGCGGGCCUCGAAGCUGUGACGGCGAAGACCCAUCAAUAGGAUCAUAAGGCGGCAGAGGGGGCAACAAGCAGACCGCCCUAUGGAGGCGCAGCUACAACGGGGGGGCGCCAGAAGCCGCAGCGCCAUGCGCAAGGACACGUGCGGCUCCAGAAAGAACCCACGCAGGAGCCACGUUACUGCCAGAUGUAAGAAAAAGAUGGAGUUCGAGUUGGAUUAGCAGGAGAUGAAGCAUAGUACAUCACUCACGUAGACGUCACUACUACAGAAGCAUGGCCAGCAAUAGGACCCCGCUCAACACUGGCGGCCCCGGCGGGGCCGGCGGAAGCAGCAGCUCCUCGUCCGCUGCGCGGGGGCUUGGUCUGAAGCCAUUACCGCCUCCGAAGAACAAGAAGCUGACCAUUGCGCAGAUCGAGCGGCAGACGCAGGGGCUGACCCUGCUUCCGGAAGAGAUCGACCCCGACCCGUUUCUCCUACCAGACAACGACGAGCUGAGGGACGAUUUUUUCCCCGAUCGCGCCAGCCUGCCGCCGCUGCCCGCGGUCCCCGCGCCGGACGAGGAUUUUGAGGCGAUCAACUUCGCCGCGAGUCUGAAGUUUCGGGGUACGGUAUUCUAUGGAAAAACGUCCCCACCCCAUAGUUAAGAUGGGGAAUCAGCAAGACAAAUAUACAAGUUUUGGCUGUUCUGCAUAACAAAUUUGGACGCGUAGUGUAGUGCUGUUUGAGCUAGCUCAGCAGCAUCACAGAUCUAUUAUAUCAUGCUGAUUGGAGCAUGACAAAUUCCGAAACACAGCGACAAAAUGCCUCUCAUGGGGCUCCGCAUGAGAAUCAUUUUCAGCAUGCAGAUUUGCAUUACAACUAUGGGGUGGGGACGUUUUUAAAUACGAUAUACGGCCAGGAUCGUGGAUAACGAGACCAGCUCGGAGGAGGAAUGGUCGGAAGACGAUUCCGAGGUGGAUUCCCGGCUCUUGAUGUCGCCCAGGGUAUUCGAGAAGGUCGUGGAGGGAGACCGGAAUGAUCUGAGUCCCAGUGCACGAAACAACAAAUCGCCGUCUGCUCUUGCGGGGAGCGCGAAGCGGAAAAGCACCGUACUGGCGCAGGAUAGGACUCCUCGACCUGUUGCCGGCGCUGUAGCAAAGGCCAGACCGCCACUGAAGCCGGUCGUUCUUGCGGGGCAGACUGCACUACUGGAUGCGCCGCGAGAAGUUUUCGGCGGUGCGAGUGCUGGUACUCCUCGCAGCAAGGAUGCAGUACUAGGCAAGACAGUGGCUGUUCAGGACGAUGUGCAACUACUCCGAGAAAACCAGGAAAAGUCCCCGCCUCCCGCGGUACUUGUAGAAGGGUCGCUCCUGCCCGAGUCGGCGAAAGUGGAUGUAAGUCCUGCUGCAGUUGCGGAGGAGGACAUGCUUGAUUUUGGCGAAGACGACGAUGGGGACAACGCACCUCUGGCUUGGAUGGACCCAAAUGAGCAGGAAGAAAACCAAAACGUCGCUAACACUCCAAGUAGAAAUAACGACACUGCUGCUCAAGUGGAACACACCAGCGCCAGCGUACAAACCAACACCGCGGGGGCAGACCCGGCUAGAAGUAGUGCCGAUGCAACUUCUUCUGUGCACACCGGUAGCAACAAGCGACCAGCCGAUUUGACUACAGUGAGCGAAGCAGGCGCAGCUGCACUAGGGAAAAAACAAUCCUCAAUCGGCGCUCCCGCCGGCGCGGCGACAGGUGUCGUUUCAGAUGAGCUUGCACCAGGAGCAGGUCCCGCGACAAAAGUGCAGAAAGUCGCUUCGUCUUCGCCAGCCAGCGGUGGUCCAGCAGUCCUCGCGAAUGCUCUGUCUGGCCCAGCAGGAGGUGGUGGUGGACCCGCAGCAGCUGUGCUCUCGUCCACUUCUAACCACGCGAGCGAAAACGAAGCGUCUAGCGCAUCUUCGGGGGAGCAUCAUGCGCAGAAAGUCAAAACAAGAAAACUGAUCGCCGCACCGUACUGGGCAUCUCUCCUGGGCAAAACUUCCGUCGACACCUUCCAGUCCAGCAUGCCGGAGUGGAUCUCGCAACACACCGGCUUGACGCUUGUGAUGCCGAGGCAAAGGCGUGUUCCAAAUAACACGACAAGCAUCCAACAUCUACAUGAUCAAGGUGCAAGAAAUGCUGGACAAAACACAGUCAUACUUGACAUCGGCGCCUCCACUGCCACCACUGCUACUGUUGUUCCACCACCUCCAGCUGCUUCUCCAAAACCAACCACUUCCUCUUCAAAACCGUCGAGACCUGGCGCCGUCGUUCUGGUUCCGAGCACGAAGUACCUUCAGAGCCAACAGCAGGCAAACGAAAAUAACGAGGUAACCAACGAAGCAAGUGGAAAAAUCACGUCGGCGAAGAUUGGUAACAGUAAGAUCAUGCAGCAGCUCCUCAGCACGGCGGACCAGGUGGCGAAAACCGCGUACAACCAGGCGAAAACGGCGCUGGAGCAGUCGGGUGGGAACCUCUCCCUCGCCGUGACCGCCUCUCCGGUGCUGAAGGCGGUGACCCACCAGCCGCAGCCGGUCGGGAAACCCGGCAGUACGCAGCACCACUUGUUGCUAGAGCAGUUGAAAAAGCCGCCGCCCCCGCCCGAAGUGCUCGACCACGUGCAGUGCCUGGCAAAGGAGUGGAAGGACGCUUUUCACUACGCGCUGCAGACGUUCCCCACCGAGAUUUUGAAGCAGCACUACGGGGUCUCGAUUGUCGGGGGGGACCACGAGAUCGAAAAGCAGAUCAAGCGGCAGACAAAGCCCAAACAGCUCUAUCCCCCACCGCUGCUCGGGGCGGCUCAGGUGGCGGCAAACUUGCACUGGGGCCGGGUGAACCGCCAGCUGUUGUUGAGUGCCAACAAGUGGCAGAAAUGCAGCGACGACUACAUCUUGGAGAAGCAACUGCUGGAUGGUAUGGGAGGGGAAUAAUGGACAGGUCAUUUUGAAUAGGUGGCUUUAUUGCAAUGUGAUCCUGAGACACUGACACCCCAUUUGCUUUUACUAUGGUUCCACUGACUGGUAAAAUGAAUGUCGCGCUUCUGCGUAUUAUAGAGUGAGAGUGAAAACAUCAAAAACCUGAAUCUGUACAUUUUCCCCUCCACACCUCGCACGAUCGCCCAGGAGGAGUGGAAGCACAAGGGCGAAAAGGGCGGCAUCCGCGGGCUGCUGGAUACCGUGAAAGCGAAAAGAAACAACGAUCCGAAGAUCUGGGAGCGCGAACUGAUGAUGUCCGAGGGUGGGUGGAAGCCCCCGUCCAACAUCCUGGAGGUGAUGGACCAGCGAGGGAUUGGUUUUGACAACAGUGUCCAGGCCCAGGCCACCCGCUUCGAAAGCCAGAACCUCGGAUGGGAUGACAGCUACCACUACUCCGGCUUCAGCGACCAGAACUACUAUGUGAUCGACAGCAACACGGGCCAAAUCGUCCACGCGAACAGCUACAGUGUUCCCACCGGUAGCACCAGUGGCGGCAAGGACUGGUGGGGCACGACCGGGGCACCGGCACAUGCCAAUAAAUCAAACGAAAGCGCAAGCAAUUUCUACGGCUACGGACCCGCGCCGCCGCCAAAUACGAUGCCGUUCCGACGACCGGAUAGCAGAGGGGCAAACAAUGUUCCAAGCAAGCCGUGGUGGGAGAUGGAUGCAGUUCCGGACGACACAAGCGCCCAGAACAACUUCGUCCAACAACAAAACUACACCCCACACGAUUCCUACGCGUACGGCUCUGGUUGGCAACAGCAGCACCCCAUGGUCGACGACUAUUUGGAAACGCACCGGGCAGAGCAGCAGCACGCGGCGGGAACUGCAUCAGUCGUACUACAACAGCCUUCGGACCCCUAUGGCUACGGGCCUUUGGAGCAGGACAAGCCGAAGCCAGAUCCCGCCCUGCCUGUUGGAGGAGCAAGAUCCUCUUCGGGGAUUGACAGUGUGUGGAACUUCGGCCACCAAUCCAGUGGCAUAGACACAGCGCUGCCCGCCGGCGUGCUGCGACAGAUGGCGUGGGGAGCAGGAGCACCGUCGGUGAAUGUUGAUGGCAAAGCGUCGGUUUUUGUCCCGCCACAGCACCAGGAUCCUGCGGGAAAGGCGUCUGUGUUCGUGCAACAGCAGGGGGGCGUGGCAUCUACCUUUGUCCCGCAGUUCCAGAGUGACGACAAGGGCUCGGUGUGGCCACAGAGCGAUGGGAAAGGUUCUGUUUGGCCAGCACAGAACGAUGGAAAAGGUUCCGUUUGGCCACGGAACGACGGAAAAGGUUCCGUUUGGCCCCAGAAAAACGACGGUAAAGGUUCAGUCUGGCCACAGAAGAACGACGGUAAAGGUUCUGUCUGGCCGCAGAACGACGGUAAGUCUUCAGUCUGGCCGGCGAAGAAUGAUGGCAAGUCUUCAGUUUGGCCGGCGAAGAAUGACGGCUCGAGCUCCGUCUGGCCUCCACAAAAGAGCGAUGGCAAGGCAUCAACUUGGCACCACAACCAAUACCAGCAGAAAGACGGCAAAGGUUCUAUGUGGCCCGCGGCCGCGCAAACCAUGCACCAGAAUGAUAGCAGUGCGUACCAAGCUGGCCACCAGUCUAGCGUGAGCAUCCUGAACACGAUAGGUGAGGUGUUGGACGAGAACGGAAACCCGAUCUCGAACGAAGACCAGCUGCAACAGGAACUCGACCGGGUGCGCAACGAGCAGCUAAAACAGGACCAACCGGUUCUUGGAUUUGCUGCGGAAACCCUGAUGAAGCCCGAUGUUGUGGUUCCGGAAGCGCCAGCGGGGACCACUGGAGGUGCAAACACCAGUGCAGCUCCAGAAGGCGCUGCUGGUCCUGUCUCUGGAGUCGCAACAGCUGGAAAUCUUGGGGCGCCAGCUUCUGUUCAUCAUCAUCAACAUCACCCAGGAGCGAUGUCGCACCUUCCACUCUCUGGCGGUGGGGUGAUGAGCCAACAACUCGGAUUGCUUUCGGCCAACAAGGGCGGCUCGAGCUCCUCCCAACCGAGCCAGCCUUUAUUUAUGCACGGUGCCGCCAGCGCGCCACCGUAUAUGAUGCACCAACAUCAAGGCGGCAAAGCGUCCACCCGCCCGGCCCCGACCCCGUGGCCGGAAGAGGACGAAAACCGGCCGUUGACCAAAGACGAAAAGUGGUGGCAGGAGGCGAAGAAGGGCGGAAAGCGGAAGAUGGGCAUCGCGAUCAAGUCGCAGAAGAAGGACCCCGAGGUGUUUUGGCACGAGGGCCUGCAGAAGUACGCCACGAAGGAAGAGGCGCUGAAGUACAAGGAAGAGUUGGAGGAGGAGCGGGAGCUCGCGCUGAUCCGGGAGAAGAACGAGGCGGAGAUGGCGGUGCUGCGGGGCGCGCUCGAGGAGGCCGGGGACGUGGUGCAUCGCGUACCCCAGGAACUGAUCGACGCCUACGCCAAAAUGGAGCCCAUCGACCAGCCGAAGGUAAGGAAACGGCCCGCGGAGGUCGUGCAGGAAGAGGAAAACAUAAACCUGCGGCAGCAAGAUGUAGAGCGCGAUCAGUUCCUGUCUCCACCCGGAGCAGGUGCUUCAUCGCAAUUCAACUUCCCGCCGCCCGCGCCCAUCGGAGGCACCGAAUCCAGCAUGGGCGGGCCGCUGCUCCCGGAGCCGCUGCCCAUGGGCAACAACGUGCAGGGCGGGUUGAUUCCGCCGGGCAUGUCAGAUGCGAAAGAUACGCUUGUGCUGGAGCUGCCCUCCGCGGGCAGCAUCGGUGUUGACAUCAUCCCGUUGAAGGGGAAGAAUGCGCCCGGGAGGUGGGUCAACUUCACGGACUCUUUCGCGAAAGACAAAGCGAAGGGACUGAAAGGUGGGACGUCGAAUAAGGGGAACAAUAAAGACGAGGCGCCAGAACAAGCAGAAACGAAGUUCAAGCAGUACACGGUCGACGGACGCGAAUUAAAGGAUGUGUACAGUUACACCGGCGGAGAGAGGGUGAUCGCGGGCGACAAGGAAAAUCAGAAGCUAGAACCCUUGAAGGAGGAGUCGGCCCCACCGCGCGAGGUUGAGAAGGAGCCUGCUGAUGUGCAGGACCAGAACUCCACCAGGCGAUCGGUUUCGCCUGAAACAAGCAAGAAUCGCCUCAAACUAGAUGACCGCCGAUCCUCGGUGGGCAGUAGCAACCGCGGCGAGCCGGAGAGACCAGGAGGGCAAAAUGCAACUAAUAACGACGGAAACAACAAGAACGACGCGAGCUCCCCAUCCGAAAACCAGAACAAAACGGUCACGCAAAAAGCCUCGCUGGAGUUCCUGUUGGAAAACGAUCUGCUUUCCGAAGCGGAGAAAGCCGAACUGUUGGCCAAGAAGGGCAAGUCCGCCGCCGACUUGCCAAGUUUGAAGCCGAAGGCGGCUACUGCGGGUUCGCAACCUGCGGCCAGUAGUACAGUGCAACCGGAGCAGGAUGUAUUCUACAAGAGCGGCAAGAGCUACUACACAGACCCUCAUCACGUAGUUGCACCAUCUUCGUUUACUUCUGCGCCGGGACCGUACGGAAAAAUGAAGCCGCCCUUUUCGUCCAAGGGCGGGAAAUUCGGCCCGCCAAAAGGAGGCGCCUUUGGCGACAAGAAGGGGCCGAAACACCAUCAACCGUCGCUGGCGCAGCAGCCGAUGUCGCACGAUGGGAAGUCGUUCAUGGACGUUCUCGCAAAAAUCGGGGGCAAGGACGGGAAGAAGUUCUCCUCUUUUGUAUCCAGCAAGGACCGCGAAUAUUUGGAGAAAGAAGAGGAGCGAAAGAAAAACGAAGAAGCAAAUCUUCCCAAAGGAAGUCCAGCAGAAGGUGGUGCAGCUGGUAAUGCUGCUGUCCUUGUCGAGGAGGGGCUGAAUAACAAAGCGCCAGGAGAUCCCCAGAGUGAUCAAACUCAAGCACAAAAGGUUAAAGAGACCGAAAAGAGCAACCUCCACGAGGAGGACACGAAGGAUGUGGAAUUUGACCCGAUCGCAGGCUCGUUUGUGAACAAGAAGACAGGGGCAGUCGUCACCCGGAAGAAGCUCGUGAAAAACGAAGAGGAGCUGAAACCCCCCUCGCCGGUCGCGCACGUCGUUCCGCCCACGUCGAGCUUGCGAGCGGGUGGUCCAGGAGGAGGAACUACAGCCGGCGGAGGUGCUUCUUUCGGUACUCCUGCCGCAGCUCUGCCUCCGCUGGUUGGAGCGCAGCCUUCCUCAUCGUCUACAUCAUCGAGCUAUGGUGCUACUGCUUCUGUGUACAACCACCACCAGCCGCAUCUUCAUCACGCGGGGAAAGCCACACCUUCAGCCCAUUUGGUUCCAGCAUCGACUUUCGCCACGGGCAUUGGCAGCACGUACAGUAGUUCCGCUGCGCCGGGAGGUGUCCAGUCGGCCUUGCAAGUCGGGGUGUCUAGUUACGCACCACAAGCUGGCGGACCUACUAACGCGCAACAGUCGUAUAAUCCUGCCCCAGGUCAUCACUCCACAGUCGUUGUGCAACCUCACCAUCAUCAACCUGCGCUACAGCAGCCUGUGCUGACACCCGGAGCAGGGCCGGGACAUCAGUCCACAAUAAUACACCAGCCUGCCCCGCACCAUUAUGGUGCAGCACAAGCACAACCUCCCGGACAGCAAGGGUAUCACUCAACUUUGCCGCCGUCCCACCACAGCAGUGCCGGCCACCAGUCCGUCGCACCCUCCGUGCACCCGCCGCCGCAGCCAGGUCACCAUUCCGUCGUGGUUCCGCCAAGUGGUAUAGCAAGCUCUACCUACUCGCACUUCAACCAGGGCCCGCCUGGUGCUCCGCCCCACGCCCCUCCGCCCGAGCCGCCACAAUUCCAGCACACGCAGACGCAGCACACCCAGCAGUUUGAGUAUUACAAAACGCAAGAAUACUGGCGUGGGAGCGACUACCGGGAAACGUGGACCACCACGACGACCAAGGUGCCGCAAGGCUGGGACGAGCACGUCCGCACGGAUAACAGUCCGGACAAGAACAAUGGCUUUGUGCAGCUGCAGCCGGCCAUCGGAUACAACAAUGUUGGCGAGUAUGGUGAGAAAAGUGCACCAGCUCCUGGUGCAGGAGGUUAUGGCUCGUUUAGCAGUGCCCCGUCUGGGACUGGCUCUUUCUACAGUGGCGGAGGACAACAGCAACAGCCGUACAGCUCUUCCGCCAGUGCGGGCGCGGCUGGACCAGGAUCAUACUACCAGCCAGGAGACCAUGCCGGAGGACCUGGUGGUGUCUCCUCGUAUUAUGAUCCUCAACAGCAACAUCCGCAGGUCGCGUACGGUGCAGGAACGUCUUCCACCUACAGUACUGCACCAGAUCAGUAUAGUAGCGCAGGCCAGCAGCAUCAGUACGGAGGGUCGUCUGCCUCGUCCUCGGCACCCCCUUACGGGGUUGUGCAUCACCAGCAGUCGCCAAACCCCACUGCUGCGCACCAGCCACACUACCACCAGAGCAACAAUCCGUACGGUGGAGGAGGUGCGCCAGGAGCGCCGGCGGCCAGCAGUACUUCAUCGACAGGUGGUUACGAGCAGCAACAGCAUCACCACCAGGACCCGUACAGUCACCAUGAACAAACCGGGUAUGUUGAUUCAUCGCAAUAUCUCCACGGAGACCCGAGUUUCGCAGGCCUUGGAGUGGACGCCGACUACCGAAAACCUUCAAGUUCGAACAGAAGUCGUUAUCUCCCGUACAAUCGGCAAGGAGCGCCUGGUGCUGGAGGGCAACCUAGUAGUACUGCGCCCACAUCCUCUUACGUGGUGCACAAUGCUGGAGGCGGUAUCGCCUCUGCGCCGCCCGGUGUCGUAUCCGUCGCAGGCAGUGGCAUCGCUUCCGCGGCCCCCGUGGGUGCAUCGGGAGUGGCGUCGACCAUUGUGUAUCACCAGUAUCAGCAACCAGCAGCACACCCGGGGGCAGGCGGACCAACAUUUGCAUCCUCUCCUGCUAAUCCAGCACAGCACCAACAGCAUAACCCAUAUGGAGGUGGUGCUGCAAAAGGCAAAGACAGCCAGCAGGCGCAGCAACACUACGCAACUACGGGCAUCUAUGGGGGUGUCGGCAGUGCGCCGCCGCCGGUGCAUUACGACUACUUUCAGUGAAAAUGUACUGGGAAGCGGUAGGAAACUGAAAGAUGGAGUUGGAGGUUGCGGCAAGGCCCCGUCUCGGCCCCCCGAUGCAGCUGCAAAACGCUACCCCUCUUCUACUAUACGACUUACACUUUGAACGCGACAUAGACAUUCACUUUCUUGGCACAAAUAUUGAUUCACCCGCGAACGAGCACUGUACAUAUCGACGAUAAGCCAGGACAUAAUUCUAAGCGAUGCAGUUCAAAU